Molecule: messenger RNA, 1644 nt
Organism: Fusarium sp. VM40
Lineage: Eukaryota; Fungi; Ascomycota; Sordariomycetes; Hypocreales; Nectriaceae
Source: the annotation of a GenBank genome assembly
AUGUCCAACCAUGACGUAUCCAGGGUCUCUGGGCCUGUCAAGGUCGACGAGGAGAAGCAGCACAGCUCUGGUGCAUCCCGGGGCUCAAUGGAUGCCACCGAGAACAUUGUCACCAAUGACCUCCACCGGACACUCACUCCCAGACAAGUUCAUAUUAUCUCACUUGGAUCCAGCGUUGGAAGUGGACUCUUCAUCGCCACAGGCAAGGCCCUUGCCAACAGAGGGCCGGGCACCAUGUUCAUUGCCUACUUGAUUGUAUGCAGUGGUGUAUGGGCAAACCUGCAGACACUGGGUGAGAUGACUAUCGCUUUCCCCGUUUCUGGAAACUAUAUCGACUAUGCUGGGAGGUGGGUUGACCCUGCUCUCGCCUUUGGUGCUGGAUUCGCAGAAUGGCUUGGCUGGACUGCCGUGUUUGCUGCCGAAGCACAGUUCUUUGUGGUCCUUGUUGAUUACUGGGCACAGGGUACAGUGCCUCACGCCGCAUUGAUCUCUAUCUUUUUGGUCGUCUGCCUAAUCGUUUUCCUUCUACCCAACAACGCAUUUGCUUGGCUUCAAUGUUUUGGAUCUAUGGUCAAGAUCGUUCUAUUCGUCUUUCUAGUCAUCUUCUCCAUCGUUCUUUUUGCAGGUGCUGGCCCAACUCCGACGCAUGAGUGGGGGUCUUCUUGGAAAGAUGGCAUGGCCUUUCAGAACGGCUUUGGUGGCUUCGCAAGCUGUGCCUUGCUUGCCAUCUGGGCCGUAGGCGAUCAAGUAUUCAUUGGUGUUAUGGUCGGAGAGUCAGAGUCCCCCCGAUACUCCAUGGGACAUGCAUCCACCCUGGUUCCCCUUCGAGUUGGCGUUAUGUACAUGACAUGCGUCAUACUCAUCGGUAUCCUCCUCUCUUCUGACAACCCAGACCUUUUAGGCGCCUCAGGCUCUGCUGCCUCCCCUUUCGUUAUCGCCGCCAAAGGUAUCAAAGGAGUCCCUGACCUCAUCAACGUCUGUGUCAUCAUUGGCCUUACUGCAAUCGCUCUUGAGUCGAUCUAUCUGCCCUCCCGUAUCCUCCGAACCAUGGCCUGCCAAGGAUUGAUCCCUCAGGUAUUUGGAAAAUGUGACGAGCGCGGUCGACCUCGUUGGGCGCUUGCUUUCACAUCUGUUAUUGCCGUGAUCCUUAGUUACCUCAGUCUCAGUGCCGGCGGGACCGAAGCUCUCAACUGGUUCAUCUCAAUUACCAGCGCAUCAUUCUUCUCAAACUGGGCCAUCAUCGCAUUUACAAGCUUCUUCUUCCACCGGGCAUUGAAGGCGCAGGGCGACGACAUUUUCAGCCAAAAGUACGCCUGGAAGUCAUCUGCGUGGCCUUCAUCUCCUACUCACUUGAUGCUUGUCUGCUUGCUUCUACUGAUUAGUCUAUUCUAUUCUGCCAUUAAGCCACUCAACGGAACUGGAUUCACUGCCUAUAACUUCUUCCAGAACAUGAUCGGGCUACUGAUGAUUAUAAUCUUCACGGUGGCAUACAAGUUGAUCAUGCGCACCAAAUGGCAGUCAUCAAAGACAGCAGACCUCCAGACAGGCCGAAACAAACUUCGUCCUGACGAGAUCGAAUUUCUGAAUGGCUACUACAGUGCACCUUGGUGGCGACGUCUGGGCACCUAUGUUUCUCUUUACUGA